Penicillium cinerascens is the source of this 1404-nucleotide messenger RNA. RefSeq lists its product as uncharacterized. Gene Ontology annotation, molecular function: hydrolase activity, acting on ester bonds. Gene Ontology annotation, biological process: phospholipid catabolic process. The transcript has a single exon. The record is from RefSeq and is a predicted model, not a curated record. Lineage: Eukaryota; Fungi; Ascomycota; Eurotiomycetes; Eurotiales; Aspergillaceae. The coding region runs from base 1 to 1404 and encodes 467 amino acids.
AUGCGCGCCGUCAUCAACACCGUCACGGUUGUGGCUCUCGUGUCCGCAGCUACUGCCCAGUACACUCUCCUGGACAGGGAUGUGCCCUAUAUCGGUGGCAACGUGUUCCAGUCUAACGAUACGGCUGUUGCCAACUACCCCUUCUCCUACACUCCUCCCUUCUUGCCGGAGCAGUAUGGCGGCUACUACUUCUGGUCGGUGAACAACAACACUGUCAGCGGUUCCAACUUCACCGGAUACGGUCCGACAGAGGGCUACCACCUUCCGUCCGGUGCGACCGGCAAGUUCCCCUUUUUCCAGGUUAGCGAGGGCAACCCCAAGGCUAUCAACAGCUCCAAGCUCUUCGCUACUUGCAACUCGUCUUCGGGUAGUUCCUGCACGACCACGCAGUGUGAGGGCAAAUUCAAGAAGAUCUUACACAUCGUCUUUGAGAACGAGGCCUACGAGUGGACUAUGGGCCAGGCCUACUGGCAGUUGCUGGCUACCCGUGGCAAGCUACUAACCCGUGCCUACGCUAUUACCCACCCGUCCCUGCCCAACUAUGCUGCCCUAGUCGCGGGUGACUUCUUCGGUAUGGCUGAUGAGGACUUUUACAAUGUGAAUGCCACCAGCAUCUAUGACCUUCUGGAGGCUAAGGGUAUUUCCUAUGGCACCUACGCCGAGUGGUACAACCCUAUCGCUACGCGCCGUGGUGCGAACGACUGCAAUAAUUAUAUCUACAAUGGGCCUAUAGACAACACCAACCCCACCUGGUGGGCUCAGGUAUACCGCCGCCUAGACGUCCCAGCCCUGCUCUUCAGCACCUAUACUGCCAAUUACGAGCGCUGCAGCAAGAUCUACGGUGCUAAUAACACCUUCGCCGACCACGUCAAGUCACACACUCUGCCGGAGUACUCGUUCUACGUGCCCGACAUGCUGCAUAACGCCCACGACCCUACCUCCGACAGCAACUACUUCAACCAGCCGAACACCGGUGCCGAGUGGCUCAACGCCUUCCUGGAUCUGUACUUGCCUGAGCUGGAAGCCCAAGGCACACUGGUCGUCGCUACCUUCGAUGAGGCCACCUGGUGGAACGACAACGACGACACCCCCAACAACGACAACCAUAUUACCACUAUCCUGUUCGGUGCCGGCGUCACCCCCAACACUACCGACGACAGCUACAUCACCCUGUACGGUAUGCUGCGCGGUUCAAUCCAGAACUUUGGUCUGGGCUCUCUUGGCCGUAACGACACCAACACCACCAACGGUAACCUGUUUGACCUGAUCGACUACUACUCUUGCGCAAACACGAACACAAACCAAACAACCCAGUACUCCACUGGAUAUCUGUCUGUGGACCUCGCACGAAUCCUCCCGCAUGCCGCAAUUGGUACCAUUCUCGCAUCGUGGCUUUUCUUUUAG